AUGGCCAAUACUUCCGCCCCACCGUUCAAGGUCAAGGCACUGUUCGACUACAACUCUCCACAUGACGAUGAUCUCAACUUCCCAGCUAAUGAAGUCAUCACCGUCACCGAAGAGGAAGAUGCUGAUUGGUAUUAUGGGGAGUAUCAUGAUAAGUCUACGGGGGAGUUGAGGCAGGGGAUUUUCCCGAGGAACUUCGUCGAGAGAAUCGUGGUUGAGCUCCCUCCUAGGCCGACGCGGGGUGGGGGCGGUAGGAGGAAACCGGUGGAGGAACAUCAACCUGAACCUCCGGUCGAGUAUCAGGAUGACACCCCUCGUGUAAAGUCCCCCCCUCCGCCAGCUCCCGUCGCCGAACCUUCGCCCCCCGCCGCGCAGAGCCAUUUGGAAUCUCCAAUUGCAGCUCCAAAUGCUUAUGAGACCCAUACCGCCAUCCACCAGGAGAAGCCGGACCCUGCUCAACCCGCCCCCUCGCCAUCCGUAGCAAAGCCGGCCCCCGCAUUCAAGGCCCCUCCUAAGCAGUCACCAGCACCAUCUGUUGAGAGAUUAGCUCCGUCAUCGUCUAAACCCCCGCCUCUGGAGAAGCCAUCUUCAUUCAAGGACCGCCUUGCAUUGUUUAAUAAGGGUUCUGCGGCUCCUAUUGCACCCUUUAACCCUCACAAGCCACCCGUCAAUUUUAUCAAGAAACCUUUUGUUCCGCCCCCCCCGAGCAAACACGCAUAUGUCCCUCCUCCAAUUCAAAACGUACCAAAACCUAGGAGAGAUGAGGACUCUAAUUACGGCCGCCCGGAUCCGGACGAAGCACCUGCGAGGGGCUCUACUGAGCAAGAGAGGGAGAAGGAGGAUGAAGGGCCCAAAAUGACGCUAAAAGAUAGGAUGGCAUUAUUACAAAAUCAGCAGCUGGAUCCUACCGGACUUGGAUGGAGAAAUAAGAGACCCCCGAAACCGAAACGAAAUGAGGGUGAGAGAACCUUAGAAGAUGAUCAGUCUCAUACUGCCCCCGAGGACAACCCCCACGAAUACAAGUCUCACGAUUCCACCGGACCCCAGGCUACUGAGAGGGAAGGGCUGGAGGUGGCGCCAAAGCCGAAGAAGAAGAGUGUCGAUAUUUCCCGCGAAGACACAGCUAUGGAGGAGUCGAGUGCGGGCGAUGCAGAUAUUUCUUCUGCCUCUGGCUAUACUGGUGAGGAAACAGUUACUAGCAGAGGUCGUCCCCCAAUCUCUUCUCAUAGGGAGGAUAAAUCGGAUGAUGGGGACGAUGAAGGUGCGAAUGAUGACACCCCAGAUAACCCGGAUUCAGAUGAUGAGGAGGUCGAUCCCGAGGUAGCAAGAAAGAUGGCUAUUAGGGAGAGAAUAGCCAAGAUGAGUGGUGGGAUGGGUAUGCACGGCAUGUUUGGCGGUAUGCCCAUGGGAGGACCCCCUCCACCGCCCCCAAAGAAGAAGAGUUCUUUGACCUCUGGGCCUCCCAAAGAGGAGGAUGAGAGUCUUAGGAGGUCCUCGAAUGACGGCGAUGAGAGUGAAAAUAAGAGUUCAAGCGAUUACGCACAGGCACCACCAGUCGCCUUGCCAUUUGGCUUGCCCAGAGUUCAAUCCCCACCCGCCGCUGAGCAGCAAAGAUCUGAUAGCGAAGCUGAAGAGCUGGCUAGAGAUAUGAGUGGAGCAAGCGAAAGGAUUUCUGAAGAGCAUUCAUGGGACGAGGUUGCAGAUGCGGAAGAUAUCAAGCCACAACAAGGCCAGCAAGCGAUCACCCCACACCCUCAAGGACCGAGGCCUAUGCCGGGAUCACCAAUACUCGAGAAGAGGCAUUCGCAGAUCUCACCCCAUUCGAUACCUCAGGGUAAGUGCCCCCGCUUCGUAUUAUCUGGAUUGGCCCGUUGAUCAGGUAGCACCAGACCGGCCUGCACCACCCCCUAUUCCGAAUGAGAGGCCUGCACCUCCUCCACCUCCCAGCGAACGUGAGUUUAUCAUGACUACUCCCCUUUAUCCAUUUCUAAGCUAACUAUCCUUAUUUAGCGCCUACUGCGCAAAUGCCACCUGCAGUAGCUCGGACACCUUCCGAUGGAUCUGUUUCUGAUGAUGAGCUUUCCAUUCACACCGGUAAACUUAAUAUCUCUACUUCUGAGCUUGGAGAGCUUCGAGCAGCUCCUCCCCCACCACCUUCCGGACCUCCCAGCAUUCCGAGCGGGCGCCCAGGCUCUAGCUACGAUGCUUUAUCACCCACGUCACCCACGAGCAAGCGCGUUUCUCAAGGCUACUUCAAUGCUCAGUCCUCACCUACCGCCUCGCCAGUCACACCUGGGGGUCAGAACAAGCGAGCUAGCUAUCAGAGGGCCGCUGGUACAAUGCCUCCGAUUCCCAUGAGCUCUCCACCUUCCAUGAGUCGUCCUCCCCCGCCACCACCUCCCUCCGGACCCCCUCCCAGGGCUAGUGUAGAUGAGUCUCGGCCGGAUCUUGCAGGAAGUCAGGGACAAUCUGAUACUGAGGAAGAAGUGACCGAGUAUGAGGCAGAUUAUGAUACGGAUAUUGGAAAUAAGGUAGCGCAUAGAGAUGCACUGAAGGGCAAGGAGGUCGGAAGGCGAGAUAGUUAUGACGAUGGUGACGGGGGAGCACUUUUGCCCCCAUCUGUUACUAGCCCCCACGCACCCCCUAGGAACGUGCCACUACCUCCACCUCCGGCCCCACCAUCCAACCCCCCACCUUCUAGGAAAGGGCGGCAAUCAAUGGAUAUGCCACGAGCCGCACCCCCACCCCCACCGCCAGCCCCACAAGCUCAAGAACCAGAGCGAUAUGAGGACCAUGAUGACUAUGAUCCUUACAAUUACGAAUCUCCUCGUCUUGCUUCUCCACCUCCUCCGCCUACAUCUGGGCCUCUUCCGCCACUGCUGCACCAGGUGCCCCCCUCCCAACGAGACCAGCCCCGAAGUAGCACCGGCAGACAAUCUAUGGAUUCCUCUAGACCCGCAGCUGGUAGGCGCUCAAUGGAACAAGGUCGACCGGUUGCGGAGUUUAUUGCUCGGGAUGUCGAUUUAGGAGAACGAUCUCAGUGGUGGAAAACCCCCAAAACUCCUCCUCCUAUCUUUCAAAAUCGCUCCAAGGAACUCCAUUUUGAGGUUGAAGAAUCCACCUCAACCCGGCGCGGCGGAAGAACUACAGUGACCAAGGAUGUUUACGUUCUUUUCAACGAUUAUUCACAAACAGUUGUGACCGCCCGCUACGAUCGCGAUGAUCCCGCCAACGCAUCCCUUGAGCAGCGACACGAACAGCCUCCGCCAAAUCCUCGACAGGACCAGCUUGAGGAGUUUCAGACUAAAUACGGCGCAAAUAUUUAUGUUGGAGCUAGAUCCCGCGAGAAUACUGUCGUGGGAGACGGAGAGCCCCAUACAUUGAUUCAUGAACUAUUCAAACUCGUUCCCAAUGCAUUGAGUCCUGCCGGUCACCGCUCAUAUGGUGCCCUUGUAUAUGCCAACCUUGCAAAUGCCAACACUAUACUGAACGAUGAGAUCAGAGCUGGAGAUAUCCUUACGUUUCGAAACGCAAAAUUCCAAGGACACAAAGGAGGCCUACAUCAGAAGUACUCAAUGGAUGUUGGGAAGCCGGACCACGUCGCAAUAGUUGUGGACUGGGACGGAACAAAAAAGAAGGUCAGGGCCUAUGACCAAGGUAGAGAGAGUAGAAAAGUCAAAAUCGACAGCUUCAAGAUAGGCGACUUGCGCAGCGGGGAAGUCAAAGUCUGGAGGGUUGUUGGACGUGAUUGGGUCGGAUGGGGCCAAGGAGAGCAAUGAUAAUGUAGCAUUAGUUAGAUAAUUGCAACCCGCGGGGCGUCUCUCGUUGAAUGUGAUGAGGGGAAUUUUGUUCUUUUCUUCCUUUUCUUGUCAGUUUCUCGGAAUCGGACUUUCCGCCUGGUUUUCUUUUUUCUUCUUUUUUCGAUGCUGAUAAUGAGUGGUGUGGUUGGUGCUCCGGGAGGGCUUGGUUGUGCUGAAUUGAAAUUCUCCUGAUAUCAUUCGUUAUAUUGCACUUUUAUUUCCUUUGGUUAUGCAAUGUUUGGGCUUUUCGUGGGUAAUUAAGGGAUGGUAAUGCUAAUUUAUUCCCUCGGGAGGGUGCCCUUCGUCCUACGGCGAUAAAAUCUUGUGUCUGAAACCCGAGAGAGGGGAGGUGGACAAGGUCCGACUCUUUUUGCAUCUAGGCAAGACGGGUCUUCGUAGGCUCCAUGGAGCAUAAUGUGUGUUCUGAGGGAGUAAAACUUCUUGUGAGUAUGUUGAACCGUUGCACAAGAACCGGUCCGCGUUGGAUUUUCUUGCGGAUGGCGCAACAGUUGGUG
Tuber aestivum (summer truffle) is the source of this 4312-nucleotide messenger RNA. Lineage: Eukaryota; Fungi; Ascomycota; Pezizomycetes; Pezizales; Tuberaceae. The record is from the annotation of a GenBank genome assembly.